This is a messenger RNA of Nyctereutes procyonoides (raccoon dog), 1169 nucleotides long. It is a transcript of the gene CUNH19orf38, whose product is annotated as chromosome unknown C19orf38 homolog. The transcript is spliced from 7 exons. NCBI's taxonomy places the organism in Eukaryota, Metazoa, Chordata, Mammalia, Carnivora, Canidae. The record is from RefSeq and is a predicted model, not a curated record. Bases 99 to 788 code for a protein of 229 amino acids.
UCUCCUUUCCCUGCUCUGGCCUCACAGGAGGAGUUGGCGGUAAGCCGUGGGCCUCACUGGCCUCAGCCAGAUUUCCCUGGCCAAACUCGGGAGGAGAGAUGCCCUGGACUGUCCUGCUCUUUGCAGCCGGCUCCUUGGCAAUCCCAGCGCCGUCCAUCCUGCUGGUGCCCCCACACCCCAGCAGCCAAGAAGACCCCAUCCACAUUGCCUGUGUCGCCCCUGGGGGCUUCCCGGGGGCAAAUUUCACACUGUACCGUGGAGGGCAGGUGGUCCAGUUCCUGCAGGCACCCGCAGACCAGCUUAGGGUCACUUUCAACGUGACUGGAGGUGACAGGGAGGCUCCAGGGGGCACAUUUUGCUGCCAGUAUGGAGUGCUGGCUGAGCACAGGCAGGAGCGGCUGUCGGACCUCAGCAAGCCCUUGCAAGUGUCCUUCCCAGGGCCCACUUGGAUACUGGCACUCUCCUUGAGCCUGGCUGGAGUCCUUCUCCUUGCUGGGCUGGUGACCGUUGCUGUGGUGGUCAGGAAAGUUAAAGUAAGAAAUUUGCAGAAGAAAAGAGAGCGAGAAUCCUGCUGGGCCCAGGUCAACUUCGCCAGCACAGAUAUGACCUUUGACAACUCUCUGUUUGCCAUCUCCAUGACAAUGAAUCCAGAAGAAGAUGCAGUCACCGUGGAUGCUUGCUCGGAUUCCACCGAGACACCUGGCAGCUCUGGGCCCCGGAAAAGGCCUACCUCCACAUCAUCCUCACCUGAGCCCCCCGAAUUCAGCACUUUCCGGUCCUGCCAGUGAGGCCGAGGAUCAGAGGCCCCUCUGUGUCUGUGCACUCUGCAUUCAGCCCUUCUUCAGGGCCUGAAAUCCCUCUAGCUACUUUGGGGUUUCUGUCUGCGUUCUCAGGGAAUUGGCAGAGGAGAUGAAGGGAGAAUCCUUGGCCUUGGGACCUUCCUCUCAGAGGAGCAGGAGUGAGUAAGGGGGCACAGACAUUGUCUUGGAGGCUGGACAGAAAGCAGGAAGACUCUCUUUGGAGUCCCAGUUUCUCAGACCACCUGGGAAAGGAGACGUUAGGAUCCCUGGGCCAUAGGAGGUCUGAGCCUCCACAUAAGCCUCUGGUUUCCUUCUCCCCUUGCUACAUCUACUUGACCAACCCAACCGGGUUUUUUGGAGCAUAGGGUA